This is a messenger RNA of Ciona intestinalis (vase tunicate), 819 nucleotides long. The record is from RefSeq and is a predicted model, not a curated record. NCBI's taxonomy places the organism in Eukaryota, Metazoa, Chordata, Ascidiacea, Phlebobranchia, Cionidae.
UUCGAGUAAUUUCAGUAAUCUAUUUCCGUUAUUAGGCGCUAGAGAGGUAGGCAUCGUCAUGCGAGCGCUUGGGCAAGAACCAACCGAUGAAGAAAUACAGAACCUUAUACAAGAAGUUGACCGGAGUUCCACGGGUUCGCUCACUUUUAACGACUUUCUAGCUUUCCUCGCCCAUAUUUGCCAGGACGAAGACCCCGACGAAGAAUGGGAAUCUGUGUUUAAAAGAUUUGAUAGAAACGGUGACGGAUAUAUUGACGAAAAUGACCUGCGCAAGUCUUUAAUAGAACUCAGACUUAAAUUUACCGACGCCGACAUUGAAGAAAUGAUUUGCGAAUUUUUGCCUCCUAACGCCAAAGUGCGAAGGCUUGAUUUUGAUGACUUUAUUAACAUAGUUGCGUAACACACAUAUAUAUAUAUAUGAUUGUUGUGGUGCAUGGCAGGACUGCAUUCUAUUUAAAUCAACACCGUGCUUACUGCUAUCACAAUUAUUCCAUUUGUUUGAGAAAUUGUUGUUGAAGAAGGACUGACUUCUUUGAGGCGUUUAUUAAUGAGAUUGUGACCAUAAAUUAAUAUGUUGGUUUUAACUGUUAGUUGGCGUUCUUCUCCUUUAAAUUAAUGCAUCAGUCUAAUGCAUUGUUACGCUGCUAGCAGAUUCUUACAUUCAAACAUAAUAUUGUAUAACCUUAAUGUUCAGACGAAUUCUACCAAACAUGUACCUUGUAUUCUUAUUUUUGGUGCUUCUUACUUUAAUGCAAUCUUCAAUUUUCAGCUUUGCGCUUUCAUAACGCGUGUUCAUAAUACAAUGCAAAUGUUGCAUAA